This is a messenger RNA of Ichthyophthirius multifiliis, 690 nucleotides long. RefSeq lists its product as hypothetical. NCBI's taxonomy places the organism in Eukaryota, Ciliophora, Oligohymenophorea, Hymenostomatida. The transcript has 3 exons. The record is from RefSeq and is a predicted model, not a curated record.
AUGAAAGAAAUGAACCUAACCGUAAAUAAUCGGAAAUUGAUUGUUUAUAAGUAUUAAUGGCAUUAGAUUCUGAAAAAGGUUUAUAAGCUAAUCAUUUCGAAGAUUAAGUAAUGUUAGAAUAAGCUUUAUAGAAAAUUACUCACAUGGCUAAGAAUAAUACAGAUUUACUUGAAUUAAAGUCUAUGUUAAAUGAAUUAGUACAUUAAAGAAAAUAAUUAACUGAAAAAGAAGAAGCUUUUUUAAAUAAUUUAUCUGUAUUUAUAGAUUUUUAUGCGAAAGCAGAUUUCGAACUUUUAUUAAAUGGAAUUAUAAAAGAAGAUUUUUUAUAUAAAGAAUUGGAAAGACUAUAAAAAUUAUUAAAAUAAAAAGAAAAAUUAUAUUAGGAUAGAAAAAAAUUUCAUUUCGAUUUAAAUGCAUUUCUUAAUAAACCAUAAAAAAAGCCAAAUACCCCUCCUCCAUAAAUAGAUAAUUAUAAACCUGUAUUUAAAGAGAUUAUAAAGCCAAAUACACCUCCUAAAGAAAUAGAAAAACCUUAUGAUUUAUGGAAUUUCUAACAUCCCGAUUUAAUUGAUUGGAGAGCCAAUUUUUUAGGCCCUUAAUAUCCAAAUUAAACUUUUACUUUAGAUUAAUUGUCUUUAAUUUUACUAGCUUAAAGAAAUAAUCCUUAAAUAUAAAUUCUACCUCCAUUGA